Messenger RNA from Magallana angulata, 6033 nucleotides. Its product is annotated as ATPase family AAA domain-containing protein 5-like. The record is from RefSeq and is a predicted model, not a curated record. Lineage: Eukaryota; Metazoa; Mollusca; Bivalvia; Ostreida; Ostreidae. Gene Ontology annotation, cellular component: nucleus. Gene Ontology annotation, molecular function: ATP hydrolysis activity; DNA clamp unloader activity; ATP binding. The transcript is spliced from 19 exons. The coding region runs from base 131 to 5752 and encodes 1873 amino acids.
CAGCUGAAGUACGACUUAAUAUUAUGCAAAAGGUGAAGGUCACUGCAUUCAUUUUCGAUUCGCGCCAAGUUCGAUAGAGUAAGCGGGUAAGAGCUAAAAACUAAAGACACAGAUACCGGUAGAUGUUGAUAUGACAGAUUAUGAGGUGGCUAGGGAGAAUAGUCAGAUACUCAAGAUGUCUGAAGAAACCAACACACCUCAGCGGUCAAUUUUAGACUUCUUCAAAACGCCUCCAAAAAAUCUGACAACAAAACCAAAAGACCUGCUGGGCUUCUUCUGUAAAAAAGAAAACAAUGCUCAGACCUUGGGAAUAUCUUGCAAUGGAAAGGAUACCAGCACUAAAGAAAAUGUAUCAAAGAAAACCUCAAUCAAAAAUGAAGGAAAAACUCUGAAGAAAAGAAAGAGGACAAUAUCAAAGGACCAGGAGUCAGACGAAGAUGAUGGAGAGAAUAAGAAAACUGCUCCAAGGAAGAACUUGCUGAAAAGAAAGAAAGGCGAAACCACUGGAACAAAAGUUAGUCAGGAAAAGGUUGAGGGAAACAAAGCAUGUGAAACAAAAAAGAAAGCAGACCUUCAUUGUGAAGAAGUAGAAGAAAAUGUCUCAGAGACUUCAAAUAAGGAGAAAGGGAUUAAAGAGGAUAGAUUCAGCAAAGCCACACUUAAGAUCAAUGGUGAGGAAAUUCCAGAUAGUUGUGUGCCAGAUCAGGUGAAUAAAGUAGAGAAUACGUCGGCUACAGGCUUGUCUACUCCUCCUAAAGGGUCCACAGAGAGAGGGGAGGAAGGUGAGGGACAGAAGAUGACACAGGGCACACCAAAGAACCUUGAAUGGAAUAAAAGGAUUGACAUUGAAAAAUGUAGGACACCUAAAGAGAAGACCCUAGACAAAAGUACAAAAAAGAAAAAUAAGCUGAAAAAGAAGAAGAAGGAACCCGAUGCUGGGAAAACUGUGAGUAAGUCCUUGAAUUUAUCAGACAUUUGUACAAACAUGGCAGAUGUUUCUAUCCUCAGUGAUGGUGGAAUGAACGGCAGUCACAUACUGAAUGGUGAUGUAGACAUAGGCAUUGAUCUUAUUAAUAAGGAAAUUGAUAAAAAGGAAGAAACUAAUGUAACAGAAGUUAGCUACCAAGAUUUUCUCAGCAAGGCAGCUCAUAUUGAAGACGACAAGGAGGAUGAUUUGGAUGAAACAGAUGGCAAUUGGAAUAAGCAGGGGCAGAAAACCAGUCAUUGUAUGAAGGAGGACCAGCAAAGGAGUGAGUUUACUGAUAACAGCAAGGAAGGACCAGGGACAAAGACGAGAGGUCGACAUAGAAAAUCCAAUCAGUCUUCUGCUGCUGCUGAUCAAAAGGAGGCAGUGAGUGGGAAUCAUGUAGUGAACGACAAACCAGAGGAGAUGGAGAAUGUGAAGGAAGUCAGCUAUCUGGAUUAUCUGAACACAAUCAAUUCACCAGAGACGGGGACAAUUGCACACAAAGACUCGCAGGGUGGGGAUUCUCAGUCACGCACAGUGGAGGUGGUGUCCACACCAGGUGUGGAAGAUGGGACUGAUAUUCCAAUGCCCAAACAUUACCCCUCCAUCACAAACUUCUUCUCAAAAGUUGGCAGUGAUAAAAAAUGGCAGCCUGCUCCUCCCAAGACAAGAAAUAAUGUUUCAUAUAUCAAAGCUAUCAUUCACGAACCUAUUGAACCCCCAAGUGAGAGAAGAGGAAAGGAGAAAAUGGAAACAAAACAAGUGGCUAAAAAGGCAAACAGGUCGCUGAAGAAACACCAUAGUGAGGAGAUCAUUGAAGUUCUCAGUUCAGAGAUUAUUGUAUUGGAUGAUAGUCCAGUUGAUGUCAAAGGUCAGAAUGGCAAAAAAACUAAAAGAGAAAAACAAUCAGAGGAACUGAAACCAAAAUCAGAGACCAAAGUACUAACAGAAGAGGAGAAAGAAGAAGAGGAGAAGAAAAACUUGUUCCUUCAUGGUAUUAACACACAAGACAAGUCUGUCAAGCAGAAGACAUCCCAGGCCACUCUCAGCUUCUCUAAGGGGGGCCUGCAGAUGAGUAAGGCUGUGAAGGAACCUGUAGAGAAGUCCUCAGAAAAAUCAACUGCAGAAAGUACCGGCACUCCAGAACCAGAGAGGAGAAAAAGGGGCCGUCCAAAGGGAUCAUUUAAAACUGGAAUCAAGGAGACGACCCCGGAGAGCCCCAGUCUGUCCAGUCCCAACUCAAGUCAGGUGUUUGAGGAUGGAAUAGCAACAAACAAGGUGGAGAAAUCCACCCCGAGUCUUGCGGAGAGAAGAAAGUCCCUCAGACAGAAGUAUAAAGUCAAACUUCUACAGAACCAGGAGCCCGAAUCCCCCAUUAGGAUGAAAUUCAUCAGGUGCUUAAAGAGCAGCAGUGGAAGCAGUCAGGAUGAGUCUCUGACCCCCAAGUCAAAGGAGAAGGCCAAGAGACAGAGUAAGGCUCAGCAGUUGUUAGAGAAAGCCAAGAGGAUUCAGGAGAUCAAGAAAAAGAGUCAGGGCAAAACACAUCAAAAAUCAGCUGACCAAAAAACCAAAGGGUCUCGGAGAAAACCAAUCAAGGGCAGAGAAACAGCUGACAAUGAGGUGAUAGAGGUCAAAUCUGACUCGGAGACUGGGGAUUCCAGGGGUCGCAGGCGCAGCUCCAGGUUGUCAGACAGACAGAAGAGUAUGAAGGAACUAGAGGUUGUGGAGUUGGACGAUGAAGACACCAAUGAUUCCUGUUACACCCCCACCAAACCCAACAGGAGGGCUGGGAGUCAGAAACAGGGGGCUGCCAAAAAACCAGAAGUGAAGAACAUCGCACCAAUAUUUUUGAAAAAGAAAUCCAAUGUUGUCAACAGUCCAGUCAAGAGGGAGUUGGAUCCAGAGGCGGAGAAAUUAAAGCGGGCAUUCUUGAUGAGUGGAAUUCCGGCGGAGUUAAAGCAGUCUGCCACCGUCGCGGCAUCAACUGCGGUAGCUCUGUAUCCACCAUUCCCCCGGGACAACCAUGUUCAACAGAGAUCCUGCUCCAAGAUGUGGAGUGUGGAGAACGUCAUUCUUAAAACAGUGGCUGGAGUGGAGUUCUGUUCAAAGAUCACACAGAUGUGGAGUCUUAAUCUGAAAGCAGGACAGCCAUUGAUGAACUGUCAGAAAAAAAGUCCAAUACCAUUACAGAGUGAGAAAUUCAAGGAGAAUGUAGUCAGCUGUUUACUGAAAGAGAUAAGCCAGGCCUGUCCCUCAUUCCCCACCCAGAAGAUGUACACCAUUCUGAAGGAGAAACAGGAUGAGGAGGUCAUUGAAGAAACAGAAGGGAAAUCAAAGGGAAAAGAAAUGAAAGGGAAAACAGAGAAAGAAAAACCCCGGCGAAGCUUGAGGAGAAGGAAGGAAAUGAUUGAGAUUAUAGAUGUGGGAGGGAGCCCGGAAUCCAAAGUCGACCCGGACAAGAAAGAGGACAAACUGGAAAAUGUGCUGCCUGCUCUGUCCUGGCCGGAGAAGUACCAGCCCCUCCACUCGUCCGAGAUCAUCGGGAACUCGGCGGUCAUCAAGCGGCUGAGGGCAUGGCUGCUCGAGUGGAAGCAGUGUCUGGAUAAGGAGGCCAAGCGAGCCAAGCUGAUGAUGAUGAAGGAGAAGAAGAAGUCCCACAAAGAGGAAGAGCUAGAGGAGGAGUGGUGGGCGGACGAUGCCAGUGACUUUGACCUAGAUAGCGACUCCGAGGGGGAAGGGGACAGGCUCUGUAACACCGCCAUGCUGACCGGGCCCCUCGGGGUCGGGAAAACUGCCUCUGUUUAUGCUCUGGCCCAAGAACUGGGAUUUAAAGUGUUUGAGGUGAAUGCGUCAUCCAGUCGGAAUGGAAAGAGAAUCCUGGCUCAGCUUCAAGAGGCCACUCAGUCCCAGCAGGUGUCCAAGCACCACUUCAGUGGAGCCGGCACGCCCAAAAAACACAAAAACAAUACUAAUGCAGAUGUUCCUUCCAAAUCAAAACCGACAUUCUUCACCAAUUUGUUCAAGAAGGCAGGGAAUCAGCCAUCUGCCACUUCACACAGUACUGAGGUAAAAGAGAAAGUGGGCAGGAAGAAGAGGAAGCUGGAGGAAGACACUGAAUACAAGGAGGAAAAAGAGCCAAAGAAGAGGAAGAAGGUGGAUGAUGGAGCGAAGACGGAUCCUCCUCUAGAGAAGAAGAAGAGUCUGAACCUCUCCUGUACCUCGCUCAUCUUGUUUGAUGAGGUUGACUUAGUGUUUGAAGCGUUUGACAAAGGUUUCUGGGCAGCGGUCAAGAACUUCAUGGAUUCCACGAAGAUACCCAUCAUUCUGACCAGCAACGACAGCUCUCUACCACAAAAGUUUGAUGGACGGUUUGAACAAUACAAGUUCCGAGUCCCUCCCAUGAUUCCAACCUCCUGUUAUUUACGGCUGGUUGCCCUAACAGAGAACAUAAGAAUGGACUGGGAUGAAAUCGUCAAUCUUGUUUCUAUUUUUAACUCGGACAUCAGACGAGUUCUUCUGACACUGCAGCUCUGGGUGAACUCUGGUGGAGGUCAAAAGGUCAGGAGGUCAAUCAAGGAGAGGGAGACCCCUCAGGAAAUGGUAACAAACCUUGCCGUGAUUGAUGAAAACUCGUGCUCCCAGGACAUGUUGGCCGUGUCAAAGAAAGCAACCAGGACGGGUGUUGGUACGAUCAAUGAUGACGAUGACGACGACUUUGUGUCAAUCAAACCUAUCGCCUGUAAACGACAACAGCUGAUCAGUGACGACGAGAGCUCGAACCUGGAACCCCCUACCGGAGAGAAAGUUCUGAUGGAAGCCCAGAAAUGUCCCCCUGUGAACAUUUCCUGUCUGGAAAGCAUGCUAGGCCUGCCCAUCAAGAAUGAAAAUGGCAUUCUUGGCUUCCUUAACAAAACUGUACAGGAUGGUGGUAGCAGAGAGGAAGAACUGGCUAUUCUGGCUUGUCAACAAUACCUGAAGCUGAAGGUUGAUCUUCUUUAUGGACAUCAUCUAGACAUGCUUCCUUUAAACAAAGUCACUGUAGAAAAUCUAGGACCAAAAAAGGAAGUCCCGUCUCCCGUUAAAACCAAAAGGAGGCGCAUCAAAAUGACGUCCGAUUUGUACGACAGUGAGGGAUCGGACAGCGAGUCCACAGAUGUGGCCCAGACCAGUGCCAUUGUGGAGGAAACUCCCAAACACAAACAAAGAGAGGAGAAUUCACCUGAGCUGGUUGGGGCUCUGAGUGGGUUUGCUGACUUCUAUGACAGUAUCUCAUUCACAGACACAAUGAGGUCACUGGAAGAGAGGAUUGUGGGAGAUCAGAACAGUGUAAACGGGAUGACAGAGGAUCCACUGAUUCACGAGCACUCAGAACUGUGGAUGCAGGACCAUCUGAGUGAGGUGUGUGCGAGCGUCCAGUGGGCGAGUCUGAGUACACUCAAUCACAGGCUGAGACAGGUCACUCGAGGGCUGGUCCAGGAUGAACGGUUUACAAUCCCUGUCCUCAAGGGAAGGACCUCAACAUUAACUCGGGGAAUAGCCUGUCCAGAUACUAGGUCUCAGAGUACGAUCGACAAGGCGUACAGCAAUGUGAUGUCUAGUCUACCUCUAUCGGUCCCAAGAGCAGCGGCCAUGUGUGAUUAUCUCCCCUACUUCAGAUCCAUCACUCGAGACGAACAGAUCCGACAGGCCGCCAAGCUCAAGAGAAGAUUCCACCACUACUUUGAUCAGAUCGGACUUUCUCUUAAAGACCAGACGCUGGAAAUUUUAAACUCGUCUCUCUCCUGAAUUCUGGACAGGGAGACAACAAAUCUGACUUUCUUAGAUAAAUCGGCAUAAAUUAUUUUAUUAUAAGCCAUCAGAUGGCAUAGUUUUUGUAAUUAGAUCGAAGUAUGUGUAUAAAUGUGCAAUGCUGUGAAAAUUCUUUAUAUUACCUCGAUUUUGUUGAUGAUUAAGCAUUAUGAAAUUACAAAUGUACAUAACAAUUUUUACUUUUUAUACAUGUAUCCAAUAUGUGAACAAUAAUGAUUCUUAUAUAAAUUAGAAAAACAAAUUGAAGUGUUUGUGGU